Caenorhabditis bovis is the source of this 207-nucleotide messenger RNA. The record is from the annotation of a GenBank genome assembly. Lineage: Eukaryota; Metazoa; Nematoda; Chromadorea; Rhabditida; Rhabditidae.
AUGGAUCAAUUUCAAGCUUUGAUCGAGCCAGCAAGACAAUUUUCUAAGGAUUCGUACCGUCUCGUCAAGAGAUGCACAAAGCCGGAUAGAAAGGAAUAUCAAAAGAUCGCUGUUGCCACUGCCAUCGGUUUUGCUAUCAUGGGAUUCAUCGGAUUCUUCGUCAAGCUCAUCCAUAUCCCAAUUAACAAUAUCAUCGUCGGAGCAUAG